This is a messenger RNA of Aspergillus calidoustus, 417 nucleotides long. NCBI's taxonomy places the organism in Eukaryota, Fungi, Ascomycota, Eurotiomycetes, Eurotiales, Aspergillaceae. The record is from the annotation of a GenBank genome assembly.
AUGAUCGCAGACUGCAACGCGUUCCAUGAAGUGAAAUCCGGCGACACGUGCGCGAGCAUCGCCCAGAGUGCAAGCAUCUCGGUCUCGCAGUUUACGGCGUGGAACUCCGGCGUCGGGACGGGCUGCACCUCGCUGUGGCUCGGGUACUUUGUCUAUGUCUCGCGAGUGGGUGCUAUGGCGACACUGACUACGACAACCACAAGCGCAGGUAACGGGAUCGCCACGCCAACCCCAACACUUCCCGGGAUGGUGGCGAACUGCGAUGCUUUCUACCUAGUGAGAUCAAGUGACGGGUGUGCCGCGAUAGCCAGCAGCAAGGGAAUAAGCCUUGCGCAGCUUGACGCGUGGAACACGAAUCUCGGGACCGGCUGCACGGGGUUAUGGGCUGAGUACUAUGUCUGUAUUGGUGUGCUGUGA